This is a messenger RNA of Epinephelus lanceolatus (giant grouper), 735 nucleotides long. RefSeq names its product liver-expressed antimicrobial peptide 2. Gene Ontology annotation, biological process: defense response to bacterium; antimicrobial humoral immune response mediated by antimicrobial peptide. NCBI's taxonomy places the organism in Eukaryota, Metazoa, Chordata, Actinopteri, Perciformes, Serranidae. The record is from RefSeq and is a predicted model, not a curated record.
UGAGAUCGGCUUCUCUGCCAAACCUCAGCCUCAGUCAUUAAAGUGGAGUAUUAGGGAAUCAAUCCUUCAUAUCUUUCAAAGGGUAACUCCUCCCCAACCCAACUACAGCCUUUAAUACAGGUGGCAUGGACUGCAGAGCUGCUUCUGUCUUGAGUUUGAUCUGCAAACAGCAUGGGGACUCUUCAGGAAAGAAUCAUUGUUCUCUCCGUCCUUCUUUGUUUGAUCUGUGCUGUUCAGGUCAAUUCACUGCCUGUACCUGAAGACUGGAAUGGUUUGAUCCUGCGGACCAAGCGGUCACUCCUGUGGCGUUGGAACAGCAUGAAGCCUGUGGGCGCCAGCUGCAGGGAUAACUUAGAGUGUGGCACACAAUACUGCAGGAAAAAUAUCUGCUCCUUCAGGAACUCCACCUGAAGAGGACACACAAACAAAACAAUCCAUCAGGGUGACAGAGCAAACAUCCACCUCAUGGACCAAAGCGACCCGACUCAAAAUUAUGAAAUUACUGCUGUGGUAUCCUGGCUUGACCUGCUGGCACUUUAUCAGGCAGUCAGUUAAAGUAAUCUGAUCUGGCACUGCACUGCAGCAAAACAGAGCUGUAAAUGCUGCAUGAACAAUCAAACGGCUCCAUCUAAAGCGACAUUGAUUUUUAUGAUCUAGUUUGUCUAUAACACAGCACAUCAGACAGGCUAUGUAACAUGUUUUAAUAAGAAAAUAUAAAUAUUCAUGCAAAGUUUA